CUCUUUAUAUCCUAACUUCGAAAAACCCCAUUCAACAAGGGAGUGUAAUUUUCAUCCCACAUACAUCACUCUUCUCCCACCCACCCAACCACUUUCCUUUCUAUCCCACCAUUUUCUCUUUCUUUUGCUUUCUAAAACAUGGCCAAAACACUACUUAACAAACCUCUCAUUACCUUCUUCUUCUUUUUCUUCUUCAGCUUCUUUAUUCAAACCAAGCAAGAUAACCCAUGUCCGUAUCCAUGUUUCCCACCACCAACAGGCACCGGCGGCGGAGGCGGCGGCGGCACAGUGACACAAACACCUCCAGCUAGUUACUCACCACCCUCCCAAACAGGAGCAUACCCUCCACCUACAGGGAACUUACCAUAUUACUAUCCACCACCACCUUAUGGUGGAGGUAAUUCUUUAUAUGGUCAGCCCCCUCCUGACCCUAUCUUGCCUUAUUUCCCAUACUACUAUAGAAAACCUCCACACCAAACAGAUGAUCAGUCAGCAGCAGCAACAGUUGGUCCUGGAAGGUCAUUACUCAUCACCACUGCUACCACAAAUCUUGUUGUAUUUAUUAUUCUAGGUAUUUCUAGUUUAGGGAAUUUCUAGCUAGUGAAAGGAGAAAAAAGGAAGAUCUUGUGUAAAAGUAAUUAUGAUUAAGCCAUGUUUAAUGAGAGUAAUCAGAAGAAGAAAGGUGAGUUUUGGAUGUGUUUUUAGUUGCAGAAAGAAAUGGUGAAGUAAAAGACAAAGGAAUCAAAUGGGUGGUGGAGGUGGUUCACGCACUUUGUUUAAAUCUUUUGUUUGGUAAUGGAUGAGAUGAUUGUGGAGUA
Gossypium raimondii (Peruvian cotton) is the source of this 818-nucleotide messenger RNA. RefSeq lists its product as uncharacterized. The transcript has a single exon. NCBI's taxonomy places the organism in Eukaryota, Viridiplantae, Streptophyta, Magnoliopsida, Malvales, Malvaceae. The record is from RefSeq and is a predicted model, not a curated record. Bases 139 to 597 code for a protein of 152 amino acids.